Messenger RNA from Drosophila subobscura, 2062 nucleotides. It is a transcript of the gene Orct2, whose product is annotated as organic cation transporter-like protein. Gene Ontology annotation, molecular function: transmembrane transporter activity. The transcript has a single exon. Bases 1 to 1710 code for a protein of 569 amino acids. Gene Ontology annotation, cellular component: membrane. Lineage: Eukaryota; Metazoa; Arthropoda; Insecta; Diptera; Drosophilidae. Gene Ontology annotation, biological process: transmembrane transport. The record is from RefSeq and is a predicted model, not a curated record.
AUGGGAUACGACGAAGCUAUCCUCAAGUUGGGCGACUUUGGGCGCUACCAGAAGAUCAUCUACUUCCUCAUCUGCCUCACGUCCAUACCGGUGGCCUUCCAUAAGCUGGCCGGCGUCUUUCUUCUGGCCAGACCAAACUUCCGCUGCGUGCUGCCCUUCGAGGAUGCAUCGGGUAAUGGAUCCCAGUACGAGCUGCCGCAGCGGCUGUGGGAAAUCUCAUAUCCCCCUGCAGAAGCGUGCGAGUACUACGAUGUGAGUUACAGCGAGGAGUACCUAAACGGCAGCCUGCCGAGAACCACGAACAACACCCUGAGCUGCGACCGGUAUGUGUACGACCAGAGCACGUACCUUAACAGCGCCGUGACCGAGUGGAAUCUCGUCUGCGGACGUGGAUUACUGGCGUCCGCCAGUGACUCUCUCUUCAUGUUCGGUGUGCUGCUGGGCAGCAUAAUCUUUGGUCAGCUGAGCGACAAGUACGGACGCAAGCCGAUCUUCUUUGCCUCGCUGGUUAUCCAGGUGGUCUUUGGAGUCCUGGCCGGACUGGCGCCCGAUUACUUCACCUACACCCUGUCCCGGCUGGUUGUGGGUGCCACCACAUCGGGCGUGUUCCUGGUGGCCUAUGUGAUUGCCAUGGAGAUGGUGGGUCCAGCCAAGCGCCUCUACGCAGGCAUCUUUGUGAUGGUAUUCUUCUCCUUGGGCUACAUGCUGACGGCGGCCUUUGUCUACUUCGUGCACGACUGGCGCUGGCUGCAGAUUUCCCUCUCGCUGCCAGGACUCAUCUUUAUGUGCUACUAUUGGAUCAUUCCGGAAUCCGCCCGCUGGCUGCUCUCGAAGGGCCGCAAGGAGUGCGCGAUUGCCAAUAUGCAGAAGGCGGCGCGAUUCAAUCGUGUGGACAUCACGCCCGAGGUUCUCAGUGAGCUCCUGGACGAAGGCGAAAGUUCGGCGGACAAACAGGUGGAGCUGGAUCCGGCGAAGGAGAAGGAGCCACUGCCGUCCGUGUGGGAUCUGUUCUGCUAUCCCAAUCUGCGCCGCAAGACGCUGCUCAUCUUCCUCGACUGGCUGGUGACCAGCAGCGUCUACUAUGGCCUCUCGUGGAACACGAACACCCUUGGCGGCAAUGUCCUGCUGAACUAUGCCAUCUCUGGCGCCGUCGAGAUCCCAGCCUACAUCUUCCUGUUGCUCACGCUCAACAGGUGGGGCAGGCGCUCCAUCCUCUGCGGCAGCCUGGUGGUGGCUGGCAUCAGCCUGUCGCUCACCGGCGUCAUUCCCCAGCACAUGCAUGUCCUCAUUGUCACAUGCGCAAUGCUGGGCAAGCUGGCCAUCACCGCCUCCUACGGCACUGUGUACAUCUUCUCUGCAGAGCAGUUCCCCACGGUGGUGCGGAACGUGGCGUUGGGCGCCGCCUCGAUGGUUGCCCGGAUUGGCGGAAUGCUGACUCCCUUCCUCGCCCCACUGGCCGGCAUCUGGCGACCCCUGCCGAUGCUCAUCUGCGGCGUGCUCUCUCUGACAGCCGGAUUGCUCUCCCUGCUGCUGCCCGAGACCCACAACAAGCCGAUGCUGGAGACGAUUGCCGACGGCGAGCGUUUCGGCAAGAAGACCAAGGGCGGGCAGUACUUGGAGACGGGCCGCGAGCUGCGAGAGACGCUGGAAGCGCAGCCUCUCAAGGGAUCCCCGGAGAAGGGCCACAAGGCCAACGGUCACGAGGUCUAGGAGUCAGAACUCGCAAAAGAAUAGAGCAAGUAUUAUAUCAUUUCAGAAAUCUCACAAGCAGACCAAAACAGAAACAGAAAACAGAAAGCAAAAUACGAAUGAAAGGAAAUGAAAGGACCAAAUAGAUAAAUUUCUAUGCUGGCAUUUAACCAGGGAGCAGCGGCAUGGGAAGGGAGUGUUUGGUUUCCAUGGAUUAAGGGAUGGCUUAGCAGAUAUCUACCUACAGUGACCUCACCUCCUCCCAUGCCCGCUGUGUAAUUUAUAGCUAAAAUAUAAACAUAAGUACAUACAUUUCCAUGUAUUCCAUGAAUUUGAUUUUGAAAUAAAACUGUUGCACGUUUUCCUAUAGCAA